AUGCGGUUCAGCGUUUUUCUUGCUGUGUUGGUGGCCGCCUUCGUCGCGUGCUACUCCAGUCUUGCCAUCGCCGAGAACUCACCCGCCUUUCGCAAUAAGGACAAUCAUAACCGCCGUCUUCACGCUCCAAAAGUUGCGGAAGCGGUAACUCAUGCUAUCUCCGGACAAGCUGAUGACCAAUUGGUGAAGUAUGCCUUGAAGUUGUCCAACGCUGCUAAAGGAGACGAAGUCGCUAUCAAGAAAGCUAAUGAUCUCGCUGGUCUAGCGAAGGCCUUUGCGAGGGCCAGUGAUGAUGAAGUUGCCUGGGCAACCAAAUUUGUAAAGGAGGUCAAGGGAGACGAGGCUAAUACCAUGAGAUAUAUCCUCGGUUUGGCCCAGAAGGAAGGCAAGGUCACCAAAGAAGCUGCAGCCGGAGCGUCCACAAAGAUUGUGGAGACUGUGAAGAAGGACCCAUCAUCUUGGGGUCGCCUUAAAAAAUUUAUCUUGAUUGCCCUAGGUGCUACUGUCGGUGGGUUCGCCAUCUACGGUGCUUACAAGGCAUUGUUUGAUAGAAACUCACAAACCAGUACGGCCACUACGACCACGACUGGUUAG
Messenger RNA from Phytophthora nicotianae INRA-310, 594 nucleotides. RefSeq lists its product as hypothetical. Lineage: Eukaryota; Oomycota; Peronosporomycetes; Peronosporales; Peronosporaceae. The transcript has a single exon. The record is from RefSeq and is a predicted model, not a curated record. The coding region runs from base 1 to 594 and encodes 197 amino acids.